Molecule: messenger RNA, 1548 nt
Organism: Capronia epimyces CBS 606.96
Lineage: Eukaryota; Fungi; Ascomycota; Eurotiomycetes; Chaetothyriales; Herpotrichiellaceae
Exons: 1
Coding region: 1-1548 (515 amino acids)
Source: RefSeq, a predicted model, not a curated record
AUGAAACUUUUCGUCUUCCUUGUCCAAUUUGCCUCAAUCCUGGUGCCCUUCGCUUCCCUCAACUUGUUGUUGCAUACCAUGACGUUUCUAUACUUCCUCAAAUUCCUCGCCUCAGCUACAGCGGAGUAUCAGCCAGCGCGGAUGGUCCUUGAACUGCCCGACGGAAUCAAGACCAUCAGAUUACUUCUCUGCAGACUGAUCAUGUUCACCCUCAAAAUUUACCUGAGUUUGUGGCUCCACGAGAAAGCAAGAGAAUAUGAUUUCGCUGGCCGAAAUACAUACGCCUUUGAGAGACUCGGCCUUGCCGUUCGAAACAGUGCGUCAGAAGUUCAUCAUCCUGGGCGAGCAACACCCUUCAGCGACGCCAUUGUCCUGUCUCAACAUAUCACUGACCUGGAAGAGAACAACAACGACAACGACAACUUCUCUGAAUUCGAGGGAGCACGUACUCCAUCUCCUACCAUGGCGAAAUCGGGACAGAUCCCUGAUGUUUUCAGCUCUGUGGUACAUUGGGUCACCCCUGCGGAUGAGACCAACAAUACAUCGCUUUUGGGUGAUAGGCGAGACGAAGAGUGCAUAUCUAGUGUGAUUUCGGUGCCAGCAGGUUCGGGAUGGAAUGAUGGUUCUGAGAGCGGACUUUGCAAUACUACUUGCAUACGGCGGUUUCUUGAGGAGCUUGUCUUGCUCAUUCUGUCCAUUCUCUUGGAAAUUGUGUCCCAUGAUGCAUAUUCCCGGGAUCGACAGGCUUUCACAGUCUACGAGGACCAAGUAAACAUGCACAUGAGCAAGAUUGUGGAGGAGCUUGGAAAUUGCUUGUUUGACGACGCCGUCGAUGAGGGUGAGAAAGGUUUCUAUUGGGACUGGGAUCAAGAGCAAGGCAAGGAUGCAGAUCAAGACGACGAUGAAGAUGACGGAUACUUUGCAGACGACGAAGGCGAGGAGGAAGACGACAUCAAGAACGCUCCACGAAAGAGAAAAGUCCAGAACAAGGUAGAUGAGUGGCGAACCAAGAACGCACAACCAAGACAACAACAAGAAACCGCGGUUCCAGACCCAGAUGCAGACGCAGCCUACAACCGAGAUUCUCCGCUUGGAAGAUCCAGCGAUGGAAUUGUCCUGUAUUUCCAGAACCUGAUCACACGAGACCGUCUCAAGUCGACCGGCGAGGACAUGAUUGCCAGCCAGGAGGAGGGAAGAAAGGGAAAGGAAGAGCGUUGCAGCAUGGAUAUCAAGCACGAGACAGCCACCAACACCGGCAUCAUCAAUGAUGACGACAAUGACGACGGUGACGGCGACGAUGAUGGAGAAGACAAGUUCGCCACCGUCGAAGAUGACAAGGUCGCCAACGUCAUGGAUGACAACCUCUCCACCGCCGAAGAUGACACAUGCGAGUCUGACAGUGAGGUCGACGUCCAGGUCGGGAUUGACCCAUUGUCCCUGGCACGCUGGUUGGCUGCUCUCCCAGAUCCGAAGCCGCAGAGACUCGAAUGCGGAUGCAGAUGCAGAUGCAGACAUCGCCGCAAUGCAUGGGACUGGACGAACAUGUAG